GCAACCCGGUCGGCCGAAGCCGGUCCGCUUCGCGGUCUGAUCACGCCCAAUUUAUUUUUAGGGUUUCGAAACCCGUCAUCCACUCACGAUCUACUUCUCCAUUUUAUCUCCGCCGCUUCACGACGGGAGAUCGCUGCCGCCUGUUCGCUGUUGAGUAGGGCCAGCGUAUGAUACCUACGAUCUUCUCAUAAAGCAUUUCUCAUCCUUCGGAUUCGAUUUCUUGCGCUGUUUCGUCGUGGUAGUCUCUCGAUCGCUCGAGUCGAUCCAUCUCUCCGCCAUUCGUUUUCUCUUACAGCAUUGUCAGGAGUUUUUGAUAUGGAGUCUCAGCCGCCUGGUUUUCAACCACGCACCUUCUCAGUCAAGCUGUGGCCACCCAGUGCCAGUACUAGACAGAUGCUUCUUGAGAGGAUGGCAAAGAACCUUUCCACCGAAUCAAUCUUUUCUCGAAAGUAUGGACUUUUAAGUAAAGAGGAAGCAUUUGAGAAUGCUCAACACAUUGAGGAAACUUGCUUUGUUAUUGCUAAUGACCAUUUUGAAAAGGAGCCUGAUGGAGAUGGCAGUUCUGCAGUUCAGCUUUAUGCCAAGGAAACUAGUAAACUCAUUCUAGAAGUUCUCAAAAGGGGUCCGCGGCAGAAGGAAGAUGAAGAGGUGACUGCAAAUAAUGCGGAAGCUCUUGUCCCUCACAAGACUGUCUUUGAUAUUUCAGGUGGUCGAAGAGAUUUUCUAGAAGUUGAUGAGGCACAUGAACUACUGAGUCCUUUAACAGAGGAUGGUAAUGCAUAUACAAAAAUUUGUUUCAGCAACAGAAGCUUUGGCGUCGAUGCUGCUCGGGUUGCGGAGCCGAUCCUGAAAUCCCUGUCGAAGCAGUUGUUAGAAGUAGACCUCUCAGAUUUCAUUGCAGGAAGAUCAGAAGAAGAUGCUCUUGAAGUCAUGAGGAUAUUUUCUUCAGCUCUUGAAAAUUGUGGUCUAAAAUACUUGAAUCUCUCCAAUAAUGCAAUGGGUGAGAAGGGAGUAAGGGCAUUUGAAGCACUUUUCAAAUCUCAGAGCCACUUAGAGGAGCUAUACUUGAUGAAUGAUGGGAUUUCUGAGGAGGCUGCAAAAGCCUUAUGUGAGCUCAUUCCUUCCACUGAAAAGCUCAGAAUCCUUCACUUUCAUAACAAUAUGACAGGAGAUGAAGGAGGUGUUGCCAUUUCCGAGGUCCUGAAGCGUUCUCCUCAUAUUGAGGAUUUUCGUUGCUCGUCCACUAGGGUUGGCUCGGAGGGCGGAAUCGCAUUGGCCGAGGCACUGGGAACCUGUACUCAUCUGAAGAAGCUUGAUCUGAGGGACAAUAUAUUUGGUGUGGAGGCUGGGAUAGCCCUCAGCGCAACCAUUGAGAAGCAUGGAGGUCUCACCGAACUCUACCUAAGUUAUCUGAAUCUUGAAGAUGAAGGAGCAAUCUCGAUAUUCGACGCAUUGAGAAAAUCCGAUUCCUGUCUUGAGAUCUUAGAGAUUGCCGGAAAUGAUAUCACGGCGAAAGCCGCCCCGCAUCUCACCGCUUAUUUAGCUGCAAAACCGACCCUCAAGAAGCUGAGUUUGUCCGAAAAUGAACUGAAGGAUGAGGGCGCAGUACUGAUUGGUACAUUUUUGAAGGAUAGUAACCCACAGCUGAAAGAAUUGGAUUUUAGCACUAAUGCUGUGAAGAGAGUUGGAGCAAGGUGUUUGGCCCAAGCUGUUGUCACAAACAAGCCUGAUUUUGUGCUUCUGAACAUUGAUGGCAAUGCCAUAUCUGAAGAAGGGAUUGAUGAGGUAAAGGAGAUCUUGAAGUCGGGUAAGAAAUCUGCCAAUGUUCUCGGACCGUUGGAUGAGAAUGAUCCGGAAGGCGGAGAAGACGACGAAAAUGAAGAAGAUGAAAAGGAUGAUGGCGAUGAAGAGAACGAAGAAGAUGAUGUGGGAUCUAAGCUUCAAAAUCUGAGUUUUCAGUAGGUUUCAAAAGGUAUAUUCCAUCACUUACCGUAGCUUGCAGAAUGCACUUACUGCAGAUGGUUGGUUGUCUUGUGGGUUAUAUCCACUGAUUUAUUGCUAGAUGGCUAUUGUUAUUUGAUUGGCCAUUUACACCCACUGUUGUGAUUUUGGCGAACUCUGCUUUUCCUGUAUUUUUUUUUGGUUUUAUGGCUUUGAACUUUGCUUUUUAGUGUAGUUGCUAUGCAUGGAAGGAGAUAUAACAUGCAUGAUCCUGCUCACACAUUCACACCUGCAUAUAAUGAAUGCUGUACUUGACUGCUUCUUGUUUAGGGUUUAGGCUUCCCCAUC
Dendrobium catenatum is the source of this 2289-nucleotide messenger RNA. RefSeq names its product RAN GTPase-activating protein 2. Bases 316 to 1962 code for a protein of 548 amino acids. The transcript is spliced from 2 exons. Gene Ontology annotation, molecular function: GTPase activator activity; protein binding. The record is from RefSeq and is a predicted model, not a curated record. NCBI's taxonomy places the organism in Eukaryota, Viridiplantae, Streptophyta, Magnoliopsida, Asparagales, Orchidaceae.